AUGUGUUGGGGAGCGAUGUCACGAACUUCAGUAGUGAUCCUUGAUCCAACAAUUACAUAUUCAAUGAACACAGUUCUCACAUGGGGAAUCCAAUUAUUUGAUGCCAUUGAUCACAUGCAUCAGAAACACAAAUUGGUACAUCGAGAUAUCAAACCAGACAACAUUUUUGUGACCAAUGAAUACCAGUUGAAGAUUGGUGAUUUCGGAUUGGCGAAAGUAGUGGGAGAUGGAACUGUUACGGGGAGGCUUAUUGGAACACCACGAUAUAUGAGUCCACCUAAUAUGAAGGAGGAUGGGGUACAACGAAAUGUUUAUGAACAAUUGAUAGAGGCUGAUGUAUCAAAUUCCCAUCGAAAUGAUGUCUACAGUUUGGGACUUGCUAUAUGGGAAAUCAUCGAAAGGAGAACCAUUUUCACAAACUACGAGAUACCUGGAGUGUAUGAUAACGAUGAGGUAUCUGGAGUGUUUUUUGAUCGUGAGCAAUUAUUGUUUGAUAUUGCACUCAAACGUGUUACUGAAAUCGAACCACCUGAAUGUCAAUCAGAAAUUCAAAAAAUCAUCUUGAAAUGUACUAAUUUUCAACGUAUUCAUCGUCCACCAGCUUCUGAAGUUUUGGAUCUCCUCAAACAAACGCAGAAAACAAAUCAAUUCAUCUCUUCACUCCCUUUCAUGCCUACAGAUGAUCAAAACCAAAAAGAAUUGAUGAAACCAAUUGGAUUUGAUGAUAGAACAGAAUGUGUUGGGUUAAAGCCUUAUCCAGAGAAACGAAAACAACAUUUGUUGAACGAUAUAUUGGGCAAGGAGCAUAUGGAGAAGUCAGUAUGUCGCUGUGGGGCUGUGGCGCAUAAUUCGCAGACGGUGAAUAUCUGUUGGAUUGAACCUAACAAUCAAUUGACCACGACUACAGCACAAAUCCCGCUUGAAUAUUCACCGGAUCAACAAGAUUUCGUUCAUCGAAAAGAGCAAAUUCCGCCAACGGCUUUUCAUAAAAUUGGAACAGGUUCAGCAACAAUGGUUGUAGCUGGUGUCUUUCGGAAAGAUGGAGAAAGGGGAAAAGGUGAAAAAGUGACGAUGAAAAGAUAUGAUAUCGUUUCUCUUACAAACCGAACACAAAGCACUUUUACCCAAUUGCUGCAAGAAAUACAGAACACUCAAUAUCUUAUUCACCCAAAUAUUGUCACUAUGAUGGACUCAUUUUACGAAGAAGGAUUGAAUCGAUCACUCAAAUUUGUUUGGAUCAUAACAGAACGAAUGGAUCACACGCUUGAUGUUUAUUUUAAGCACCUUCAAACAGGGAAUAAAUUGCGUGAUCAUCGAAAUGUUUCGGCUCUUUUUGUUCAAAUGUUUCGUGCACUCGAUUUUCUUUAUCAGAGAGGAGUCAUGCAUCGAGAUGUAAGGCCAGAGAACAUCGGAAUGAAAAUGGCAGGAUUUGUGAUCAAAUUGCUCGAUUUUGGAGCGUGCGGCCAGAUAAACGCUCAAUUGGAUCAUACUCGACUUGUUCUCACUCCACCAAUCUAUCAACCUUUGGAAGUGAUUCUUGAGAGAAGAUACGAUUGUGGAGUUGAUAUUUGGGCGAUGGGUCUUGUCGGAAUGGAAAUGCUUGGAUGUAAAUUGAUGAUGCCAUCAUCAGUUAAUAGGCGUCUCACUCAACCAAUUAAACAACAAAUUCUCGAUGUAAUCGGACUUCCAAAUACGAAGUAUCAAGACAUCUUUCAAUAUUGUUUAUCAUCGGAAAGGCCGAGACCGAGAAGAUUGGAGGCAGAAAUUGAUACGGCACUUGAUCGAAUGGAAUCCGAUAGACAUUCAAGUCUAACAAAAGCAAACCUAAAAGAUCUCUUGCUCAAACUCCUUGAUGUGAACCCGCAAUCAAGACCGAGAGCAUAUGAAUGCUUGGAACAUCCAUAUCUUCUAAAAAUGAAUCAAAGUCUUGAACCUGUUCCCACAGAAGACAUUCAAAACAGCAACACUCGCGAUGAAGGAAUUUUAAAGCAAAUGCUUUUGAAUUUCUCAAGAUUAGUG
Molecule: messenger RNA, 2019 nt
Organism: Mesorhabditis belari
Lineage: Eukaryota; Metazoa; Nematoda; Chromadorea; Rhabditida; Rhabditidae
Source: the annotation of a GenBank genome assembly